Messenger RNA from Cordyceps militaris CM01, 510 nucleotides. RefSeq lists its product as uncharacterized. The record is from RefSeq and is a predicted model, not a curated record. NCBI's taxonomy places the organism in Eukaryota, Fungi, Ascomycota, Sordariomycetes, Hypocreales, Cordycipitaceae. The coding region runs from base 1 to 510 and encodes 169 amino acids. The transcript has a single exon.
AUGGCGUCCCCCCCGCCGCCCCCGCCGCAGAAGACCGGUCUCGCCCUUCCCCUGCUCUACCGCGUCUUCUUCCUCUUCCUCGAGCCCAUCUCGGCCUUCGUCGGCGCCUACUUUUGCCAGGUGCGCCAGGCGCGCUACCUCGCGCUGCUCGACGGGCCCUCGGCCGCCGCCGCGACCUACGCCACCGGCGCGCCGCCCCUCGGCACCUCGGUCGCCCUCUCCCAGCUCGCCAACAUGUACCUCUUCUUCGCCCUCAACGAGGCCGUUGUCCUGCGCAGCACCAGCGACCUGCGUGUCUGGAAGGCCGUUCUGGCCGUGAUGCUGCUGGCGGACCUGGGCCACCUGUACUCGAUGAGCGCGCUGGGGCCGCGCAUCUACUACGACGUCCUCGGCUGGAACGCGGGCGACUGGGGCAAUGUGCCCUGGGUGUAUGGUGGCGCUACGCUGCGCGUCUGCUUCCUGGCUGGUGUCGGCAUGGGUAUGAAAGCACCGGCGAAGAAGAGCCAAUGA